Molecule: messenger RNA, 1269 nt
Organism: Agrilus planipennis (emerald ash borer)
Lineage: Eukaryota; Metazoa; Arthropoda; Insecta; Coleoptera; Buprestidae
Product: tyrosine-protein kinase Src42A
Exons: 2
Biological process (GO): cell surface receptor protein tyrosine kinase signaling pathway; multicellular organism development; protein phosphorylation
Cellular component (GO): signaling receptor complex
Molecular function (GO): transmembrane receptor protein tyrosine kinase activity; ATP binding
Source: RefSeq, a predicted model, not a curated record
GAGGACGAGUAUGAAGCAAGGGUGGGUGCUAGAUUUCCCAUAAAAUGGACCGCUCCAGAAGCUGCCAAUUAUAGUAAAUUUUCUAUAAAGUCUGAUGUAUGGUCUUUCGGAAUCUUACUAACAGAACUUGUUACAUAUGGGAGGAUUCCCUAUCCUGGCAUGACGAAUGCCGAAGUCCUCCAUCAAGUGGAGCACGGUUAUCGUAUGCCCUGUCCCCCCAAUUGUCCCACAACUCUUUACGACAUAAUGCUCGAGUGCUGGCACCGCGAUCCAAUGAAGAGACCCACGUUCGAAACGUUGCAAUGGAAACUUGAAGACUUUUUCACUUUGGAAGGAUCGGAAUAUAAAGAAGCGUCAGGUUACUGAGGUCGUGCCCACCCCCCUGCUGAUUGGCUGCGCAACACGAUCGACUUGCACUACCAUUAGAAGGGGAGGUGGUUGUUCUCGUAUAUCUUUAAAUUAAGGUCAAAAUUUAGUAAUUAAUAUCUUCUUCCUUUCCUUUUUUUAUUUUUACAAUUCCUUCUUGGAAUGCCAUAAGUACAUACAUACAACAGCAUUUAUUACUUUAUAAUUAUUUUUCUUAUGUUGUAGUAUAAUUUAAAAGGUACUCUACAGCUCAAUUCUUCUUGUAUAAGAUUUUGUACCUGUUUGCUACGAAGAAAGGAGGAGAAAAGAAAAAACUACAACAUUAACAGUAGUAGUUUAACGGCGACGACGUAUAAUCAUUAAUUUUUUAAGAUUGUUAAGUUUUAACAGUUUAAUAAUCCUCCUACGUGUCCGUUAUAUUAAAUUUAAAAGUCUUAUGGCCUUUGAAGGGCGUUUUUUCAUCUUUGUACGGAUGGGCUCGGAUAGCGCUUCUUUUGUCCUUUUAAAGUACCGUACUUGAAUAUUAUAUUAUUCAAUAACAAUUUUAUCCUUGUUGCAAUGCACAAACGAUACACCUAUUUUUUAUCCGUAUCAUAUACAAAAUACGAUACAUAAAAUAUAUAUGUAUAAAAUUUUUAAUUAAUUUCAUGCUUCACGUAUAUUUCUAUAGAAAAAAAAAAGAAAUGAUACUAGUAAGCGUAACAUUCCUAAUUAACCAAUGGAAAACGUAUUGUGCUCUUUUAAAUAAUAAAUACAAGUGUCGAAAUAACGCAAAAAUGCUAUUGCUAAGGCUAGAUUGUACAUUAUUGUACUAAAAUACUGUUUAUAUACUGUAAUAGGCACAAUUUUUAAUAUUUUUUGUAAAGUAGUUUUAAUUUAAUUAAAAGUAUAGUUAAACUUUAA